Molecule: messenger RNA, 5222 nt
Organism: Acipenser ruthenus (sterlet)
Lineage: Eukaryota; Metazoa; Chordata; Actinopteri; Acipenseriformes; Acipenseridae
Product: cytoplasmic dynein 1 light intermediate chain 2
Exons: 13
Coding region: 211-1683 (490 amino acids)
Biological process (GO): microtubule-based movement; microtubule cytoskeleton organization
Cellular component (GO): centrosome; cytoplasmic dynein complex
Molecular function (GO): dynein heavy chain binding
Source: RefSeq, a predicted model, not a curated record
AGAGCUGGCUAUCACACUGCCUGAUUAGAAUAGCCACACGUUAAACUGUUCGUUUUAACAAUGGGGUGACUUUAAAUCAGCAAUACCUUCCUGCUUACUACAAAACACAACAUUUCACUGCAGGGAGGGUUCAACUUGAAGCGUCGAGCUAUACUUUUCCGGGGUCCGGAGGUGCCCAGAUGAUGCCUCUCUUUGUGGCUGAAUAACAAGAUGGCUCCCGUGCAGGAGAAGAAGCUCUUGGGCGCUGCCGGGGCGCCCGACACCCUUGAAAACACAAUUGAAGAUGAAGAGGGACAGAACCUAUGGUCUUCCAUUCUGAGCGAAGUAUCCACCCGCUCCUUGUCCAAGCUACCGUCAGGAAAAAACAUCUUGGUUUUUGGAGAAGAUGGCUCAGGAAAAACAACAAUUAUGGCAAAACUCCAAGGAGCUGAACACAACAAAAACGGGAGGGGACUUGAGUUUUUGUACUUGAUUGUCCAUGACGAGGACAGAGAUGAUCAGACCCGGUGUAACGUGUGGAUCCUGGACGGUGACCUGUAUCACAAAGGACUGCUAAAGUUUGCCGCCUCUGCGGAGUCACUGACGGACACCCUGGCGGUUUUCGUGGCAGACAUGUCGCGGCCGUGGACCAUCAUGGAGUCGAUACAGAAGUGGGCCAGUGUCCUGCGUGAACACAUUGACAAACUCAAGAUUCUGCCAGAGGAGAUGAGGCGGCUAGAGCAGGAAUUGGUGAAGCACUUCCAAGAGUAUGUAGAGCCAAAGGAGGCGUCGCAGGGGUCUCCACAGAGACGAGCACCCCCAGUAUCGGGGACAGAAGACGAGGAAGUUGUCUUGCCACUCGGAGAGAAUGUACUCACGCACAACCUGGGCAUUCCAGUGCUAGUAGUUUGCACAAAGUGUGACGCUGUCAGCGUGCUGGAAAAGGAGCAUGACUACAGAGAGGAGCACUUUGAUUUCAUCCAGUCCCACAUCCGACGGUUCUGCUUACAGUAUGGAGCUGCCUUGAUUUACACUUCAGUUAAAGAAGAAAAGAACCUAGACCUCCUUUAUAAAUACAUUGUUCACAAAAUGUAUGGUUUCCAGUUUACCACACCUGCCUUAGUGGUAGAGAAAGAUGCAGUUUUCAUCCCAUCUGGAUGGGACAAUGAGAAGAAAAUAGCUAUCUUGCAUGAAAAUUUCACAACGGUGAAACCUGAAGAUGCUUUUGAAGACUUUAUUGUAAAGCCUCCUGUAAGAAAGCUGGUGCAUGAUAAAGAAGUUGCUGCAGAAGAUGAGCAGGUUUUCCUUAUGAAGCAACAGUCCUUGUUAGCUAAGCAGCCUGCCACACCAACAAGAGCAAAUGAAUCUCCAGCAAGAGCUCCAACUGGCUCUCCUCGACCCUCAAGCCGCUCUGGACCUGCCAAUGUAGCCAGUGUCUCUCCAAUGACGGCCGUGAAAAAACCAGAUCCGAAUUUGAAAGGUGCUGCAGCGAAUGAGGGUGUGCUGGCUAACUUCUUCAACAGCUUACUGAGUAAAAAGACAGGCUCUCCUGGGAGCCCCAGCGCUGGAGGAGUGCAGAGCUCUGCCAAGAAAGCAGGGCAGAAGCCAGUUUUGACUGACGUUCAGGCGGAAUUGGAUAGAAUGACUCGCAAACCAGACUCCAUAUCGGCCAACGACACUUCCCCAACAGAGAAUGAAGACUGAGUGUACCUCCCGCAUUGUCCACUAAAAAAAUACGACCAAAUUGUAACUGUAUACAAGUCCAAAACAGACAAGGAUCUUGUCUAAUAUGGCAGAUGCCAAUUUUAUUUUUUUUUCGGAAAGUAUGGGAGCGGGUUAGGGCAAAGUUUUUACAGGGCAUCACCUACAUUUAAGGUGUAUCAGGUAAUGCAACGUGUGCGCUUACUGAAAGGUAGCAAAAUCCCUUGUGUCUGAAUGCCGUUUUAGCUUCUGAAAGCUCUUUAUACCCUCCCUGUGACCAGAAAACUGAUGUAGUUUUGUUGGCGCAAUGGCCCUUGUGGAAGAAAAUACUUAAAAAUAAAUAAAUAAGUAAAUAAAACUGGCCUAAAAUAUUUAACGUUUAAAAUAUCUGCAAAGUUAGUAAUAAUGUAAAGAAUAUAGAUACAUUAUGGAACAGUUUUUAUUUAUGUGUAAAUCCAACCGUUUUUAUUUUGUUUGUUUUUCAUUAAAGUGUUUUAAAGGAAAAGAAAGUUGAAUAGUUACACUAUUAAUCUCCAGUAACUUUGUGACACUAGGCAAACGGAUUGACUGAUGGCAUAUGAGGUUGAGCUGUACUAAAAGAGCAGGGAAGUAGUUUCUCUAAAUAUAAUUCAGAUAUUACAACAUUAACAAACUUUAAUUUUCUUCUGAAUAAAAAAAAAACAAUAAACACAAAUCAUGAGAAAUAUAUUAAAGAAACGAAAUACAUUGUAAUGUUUAUAAUGUUUAGAUUGUGUGAAGGAUAUUCAGUCUGCUGUUGACAGGAGGGUAUCUAUUACCUGCUAUAGCUACAAGUGCCUGGCACAGUUUACUGUAAGUGUCAUAGUAGGUGAUUGACUCAAAUGUGCACCGUAGUACAAACGGUCAUUUUUUUUCAAUUUUUUUUUUUUGCUGGAUCUAUUUUCCUUUUAUUUAUUUUUUGUUUUUAAAUACCAAUCCAGUGGCUUUUUUUUUUUUUUUUUUUUGGCCAAUACCAUUUUAAUGGUUUUUCAAUGGUGUCUUUUCUUUUAAGUGUAGUGAAGUUAACCAUAAAACACUCACUGCAGCAUUUUACUGUCAGAUGAGGACAUUCACUUUGUGAAAGGACUGUUGGAGUGACUGCAGGAUUAGUUCUGUGGGCUAACCGGGUCUUCAGCUCUUUAGGGUAUUAACCCAGCGUUCUAGGCUGAGUGGUAAAACAGUUAGCUGGAAUAGAAUUACCUGAAACAUAGCUUGACCUAAUAAGAUUUAGGUCAGUAACAGUGGAAAGAACAGAAUAUUAGGCCCAUGACAAUUUGGGGGGUUCUAUUUUCCUUCUAAAACAUAAUUUGAACUUUUAGUCGUAAUUUAAAUGAUGUAUUUUUCAUACUUGCAAAACCUGUCCCUUUAUUCUUCUGGAUACAGAUUGAUAUCAACAGAGGUGACUACAUUUUUGUCCAGGUAUAUGAAGGUCAGUUAAAACUGGUUAAACGUGGCACUCAUUAUAAACCUCCCCACUUUCUCACUUGGGUUAGAUGAUUGUAAAUGUCAUCGUGCUUGAAUCUAAAACUUUUUUUUUUUUUUUUGCUAUGGAUUCUAAUAAGUUUUACUGACACUGUAAAAUAUCAGAAUGUUUAGGAUUACAAAAAUAACCAUGUUGUGAAGGUGUCAAGCUGUUUUUAUACCGAUUCUCUUUGGGUGUAUGUGUGUGUAGUUUGCUAAAAAAUCUGUGGCAUCCGAAAAAAAAAUCACUAUAGGCAAAUCCUCCUUAUACUCUAUCUAGAUGCAAGAAUAGUUAAGUAUAUGAUUGAUUUUGGAGUCUUUCAUAAACUGCCCUAUGUUGUACAUCCACCCCCGCCCAGUCUGGAUUCUUGAGUCGGGUAAAGCAGCUGAAUGCUUUUUCAAUAAAAGGAAAUACAGUUCCUUAAAAGAAAAAAAAAAAGAAAAUUGGAACCUGGAACCAAAGACGUCUGAGUAGAAAUGGCCCAUCGUUUCAUCAAAUAGAAAUAUCUCUUGUCAAGAUCUGGAGUAGCCAUCAUUCCAAAUCUGAUUCUAUGGUUACAGAAAUGGCACAUGCAUUUAAUAUGUAAACACUACUGGUGUUGAAUUCUCUGUGUAAUAAUUUUGCUCUUAAGGGAAAACCACAAAUCAAGUUGUGCAGAGUCUGCUUUCUGUUGCAUGAACGAAUUUGUUGUACUAAAAGAAAAAGUCUGGAUCUAUUAUUUUGCAAAUGUAAGCAGUAAUGUAUACCGCUGAUGCUGGGCAUAACUUAGCCUAAUGUGUAAAGGCUGUCGCUUUAAGUCAAAAUACAAUUCUCAAGAAAGCUAGGAGUACUUACCUGCAUUUUAAAUGAACAGUCUCCUGAUUUAUCAAGCCAGCACUUGUAAUUUUACCCCAGAUUAAUUGUUUACAUUUUUCAUGUAAUAUUUAUCAAGAAUAUCCUGGCAUUUGCCAAUCAAUGUAUUUAAUCAGAUAUGUAUAACAGGUUAUUUUGUUAAAAUUGACUCUCCAUUUGUAUUCGAACCAAAACUGGAAUCUGUCUUGUUAAGCAUAUGGUCAUUUCUGCAUGUCCCAAGGAAUCAUAGAAAUAUUUGUUCUGUUUUAUAUAUUUUUUUCCCUUCAUCCUAUUCCAAGGGAUCACAUGUUGUGGUUAUGUUUAAAGGGGAGGGGGAUUAAGAAAUGUUAAUUGUCCUGCCAUCCCAGCAACCCCCUUGAGUGGAUGCUCCUGGUUAUUCAGUGGUUAAAACUGUCGAAUUUUUAUAUAUCAGUCCAUGAUCAUGCAUUACCAAAGUCUCACCAGCUUUGGAACACAGCACAGUUUGGUUACCGGUGUUUGGAAGCAUUAGAAACCAUAGUGCAAAAAAAUGUUAAGGCCUUUAACUUUCCAAGCUCAUAUAGGACGUUGUAAUUUGUAUCUACAGGGUUGUAAUUGCAUAGCAGACAGUAGUUCUGCUUAGCCCUGAAGUAAAUGCAGAUGCCUGUACAUUUUAAAAUCUGGUUUUUUUAUUUUUUUUUAUUUAAGAACAGCAUAAUUGUUCCCAAUGAAAGAUGAUUACUGUUAUGAAGAUCUGGCUAUAAUAAAGGAAGCUGUGUAUUUGGCAUAAACAUCAAAUAAAAACAACUUUCAUGCUGCUUGAAUUCAAAUUUGCACUUGAUUAUUAUUUUUAAUUGGCAUUGUACAAAAUAUUUUAUGAACAGACUUUGUAUAGAAUUGUAUUUAAUUUAACUAAGUUAAGUAACUGCUCUGUACACCAUAACCCUAACAAAUUAUACAUGCUUGUAAAAAAACAAAACAAAAAAAAAGAUUAAAGAAUAAAAAGGAUAGAAAACAAUAAUGCUUAGCUUAGUCUUUUUUUUAUAUACAGGAUUUUUUUUUCUUUGCUAGUUUUUUUUAUUUUUAUUAUUAUUAUACCAUUUAGGAAUGCAAGUGUACCCUGAACAUAUUAAAAGUCUGAUUUGUAUGGCUUUAACCAGAUGCAGUCAUGUGGAAUCUCGCUUCUAGUGCCGGCAAAGAUAAGAACACGUGUCUUAAGUGCUGGCUUCAAUAAACAUGAAUCCGGACUACA